AUGAGUACAAACGGGACAACGAAAUUGGGUGUUGUCGAAGAGAAUCUACGUGAAUUCGACGAAUGUUUUCCGUCAAACUCCAAACAACAGUUAGUUUCAAGAAAUAAAGCAGAGGAAGAAGAGCUACGUUUGAAUCAAACUGCAGCAUCGAACGCAGCACAAAUUCGAGAGAAGAAUACGAAAAUAAUGGAAAAACAACAGUUCGGAGUUCCAUUGCAGAAUGUAGAGGUCGCCGAAAAGAAAACAUACCUAAAAACCCGGUUCGAACCGGCUCCAGGUUGUUCAUAUUUGCCCGGAUUUGCGUCAAGCAUGACUUCACAACCGUCUUUUGUUCAAAAGACUCAAUCACGAUAUCCUCCAUCUAGUCACUAUAAACGUACUCCGAUAUUGUAUCAAUCACCGAAUCAACAACCAGUAAGAUAUGUUUGUUGUUCGCGAAAGGGACCAUCGACAUCUGGUAAUUCUGGUGUAAACUGCUCGACAAAGCCAAUUUUAAAGAAUGGAAAUAUCGCUACUGGAGAUAACAGAGUCUUAACAACACAAAAUAGAUUCGCUCCGACAGGAAUAAAUCGUCCUGCUCAAAACCUGUUGAGCGGUAAACAGCUGGGGCAAGUCAUUUUAAUGCGUCGUUUGGAUGGAAAAUUAGUUCGAGUGAGACGAAUUAUCAAAAGUCAGCCGGAAGUCCGCCGAGUCAUCUUGGCUCCUCCUCCUCAACUUGGUAACUAUCUGAAAAUUCGGAAUGCGAGGUCAGAGAAAACUGGUAGUUCUGAUGCCGACCAACUGGCCAACACAGAAAUAUUAGAUAAACAAGCGAAAGAAGAGCCAAUUGAUGUAAAAGAAGAAACAAUUGAAGUGAAAGAGGAACCAUUGGAUGACUACGAGAGACACGACAACGGUCAACCGAUUGUAGUGAAACCUCCAAGAGUGAUUAUUCCGCGCUUUGUGUUCCCAGUACCAGGUAUUCCAAGUUCCUUGCCCACUCUCAAAACAAUUCAACAAACUUCUCUGUCAAGACCAUCAGAGAGAGAAAAGACACCAACUGAAUAUUGGAAAUUAUUCGGUUCAGGUGUAUUACAUAAUCGUCGACCAUCGCCAUCUCCUGAAAUUUUUCUUGGGGCCGGAAAGCCGAUAAAUAAUCUUCCGAACAAAACUACUAGUGGAUUCUCGAAAUUAACUCAGAAAAGAAUCGAUUCCUACUACCAGAAUCGCCUUCAGUCGUUUACAAAGAAAGAUGGGAUAGUUCGGAAUGUUCCGGAUUCUUCAAACCUUCUAUCUAAUUCUGCUCUAACUGAAAAAGAAGGUCACGACACGUUGGAUUGGACAGCAGCGAAACGUAUGGAGUUUUCGCGUCAAGACCAGGCGAAGAAUGAUUUCAAUGGACAAGAUGUCUAUAAAUACAUGGAUUCUGAAAGUUUCAAGCAAUUUCUCGAGUCGCCAUCGAUGUCGACAUUCGAAAAAAUGGAGUUUUCAUCUGAUUUAUUGGGCGAGAUCCCACGGUCUUCGUCGCUUUCCCUGUCGAAUCUUUUUGAAACUCCGACUAAAAUUCACGAGGAUGGAUAUAUCGCACAAAAUGAACGCAACAGAAUAAUAAACGAGAUAAAAGUAAGAGAUAGUCUAUCAGGACCCGUGAGAUUACCGCCUGAUGUAGAAGGAGCUUCGACCUCUGAACAAGUACUGCACAACGAACAAUCACAUCAGAUAAAUAUUGUAUGGAAUGGGAGUGAAUCGAAGGUUCCAGAACUUGUACUAUGUCAUUUAUGUGAUGGAAUAAUGCGUCUAUGUAUUAGAAAAACAAAGUAUCGUGGAAUUGUGAAAGAAUAUCCCGCUUACAGAUGUCUUCGCAAAGGAUGUCAGACAUUCCGUUCAAUUAAAAAGCAAAUGGAUCAAAAUCUGAACAAGGGUAUGAGUUCUACACGAAGAGUAACGAUCACUUUCCCCAAGCCGAUAUCAUUUGCGAACAUGGAAGUAAAAGAAGAAGUGAUGGAUGACCCAAAUGACUUCGCGAGUUCACAGUUUUCGAGAUAUGACAUUAGAUCUGAAAAGGGCAAUCAGAACGAGAAGAGAGCUCUCGAAUCAACUGAACAACUCAGUUCAGAAGGUUCUUCAUUAUACACUCUUGACGCUCCACCACAGAAAAGAAUUAGGAAAAGUAUAUUGGACACAUUAUCAAAAGAUUUCCAGUGUGGUCCGGAAACAGAAGAAGAUCAUGACGAGGAGGGGGAUGAAGGUCUUCUAGGCGAAUCUAUAGAUUUUCGUCAUAUCUAUAAAUCUGGAAAUAUCGAGUCCGAGCAAUUAAAGGAGGAAGAAGAAGCGAACGAUUACUACUUCGAAGAGGAAGAUUAUGUAGACACGAAAAGUAGAAGUCUUUCGCCAGAAGUUCCAAUUGAAAAAGAGAUUCCAGAAGCAAUGGAUCAUGUUAUUAAGGAAGAGUCCUAA
Molecule: messenger RNA, 2436 nt
Organism: Caenorhabditis remanei
Lineage: Eukaryota; Metazoa; Nematoda; Chromadorea; Rhabditida; Rhabditidae
Exons: 6
Coding region: 1-2436 (811 amino acids)
Source: RefSeq, a predicted model, not a curated record